UUUCAGAAGAGUUCGGUGACUGUGUCAUGGUGACAGCGGAACCGUCACCAGCUCUACUUGAGCCCCUUCUCUGUGUCGCGGGCAUUAUUACCAUGUCCUUCUCUUAGGGGGGAUACUCUAAACUUAGCCACGACUCGAGAAGACUCGUCUCGAAUUCAGUGCAAAACCACCAUUCUCUCGAAUCAGUUCCUACAUCGUUGUUGCGCCGUUGCCAUUUGUGUUUUUUUCAUACACUCGACUAUCGCGAGAUUCUUACGUUUUGUUCAGUUUCAUAUCGAGUUAAUCUCUCUUUCGCAAGAAUAUAGAAAGAAAACAGAGUAAUUCGCGAUUAAGAAGAAAAAGAAAUCACGAUAAAAGCAGGAUUGGUACUGUCGAAAAGACAUCUCGGAGAAUGGCAUAUAGCUGGGAUAAAAGAGUAGAUUUCAUUGUAAGAUUUCUUUACGACACAGAUAACAAUGGCAUAUUGGACAAACAUGAUUUCGAAUGUAUGGCUCUCAAAAUGACUUUGAUCGAAGGAAAAGGAGAGUUCAGUUACGGUCGAUAUCAAGAGAAUUUACACAUCAUGCUUUCUUUGUGGGAAGAAAUUGCAGAACUUGCCGAUUUUAAUAAAGAUGGUAUUGUAACCACCGAAGAGUUCAAGGAAGCAGUACAAAGAAGUUGCGUUGGUCGAGAGUUUCGAGAUUUCCCACAAGCGAUGAAGAUGUUCAUCGAUAGUCACUUUAAGAUAGUAGAUUUAAAUGGUAGAGAAAUCAAUUGUACAGCGUUUUGUUUCAAACGUAUUAUUGAUAUAUUAUUAUCAUUUUUAGAUGAUGGUGUAAUUGCUGCUGAUGAAUUUCGUUACAAUUGUGUAACAAGGAUUCCUGUGAACAACGUAAAUAUUCUGGAUGAAGCAUAUCAAAAUCUUCUUAAUGACGAUGACCGGAGACGCGGGGGACUAACUUUGUCACGCUAUCAAGAACUGUAUGCUCAAUUUCUUGGUAAUCCGGAUGAAAAUUGUCCAGCAGUUCAUCUGUUCGGUCCUCUGCAUGCGAUGGACUAACUUCGUUAUUUCGAAAUGACCGUGACUCUUUUAAACACACACACACACGCACACGCACACACACAAAAGACAAUCCCGUUGUAU
This is a messenger RNA of Eufriesea mexicana, 1123 nucleotides long. It is a transcript of the gene Scp1, whose product is annotated as Sarcoplasmic calcium-binding protein 1. Bases 392 to 1039 code for a protein of 215 amino acids. NCBI's taxonomy places the organism in Eukaryota, Metazoa, Arthropoda, Insecta, Hymenoptera, Apidae. The record is from RefSeq and is a predicted model, not a curated record. The transcript has 4 exons. Gene Ontology annotation, molecular function: calcium ion binding.